AUGAGCUUGAUCAUUCUUAGUUCAUUUGAGAUGUCUAGCUAUGAGUGUUUCUUUGCACUUGCUGGUUUGGAAGGAAAAUGGUGGAUGUUUGGAUCCCAUUCUCCAGUCAUAGGAUUUUCCCCUUCUUCUAGUGUGGAAUUUGUUCCUAUUUUCCCACAUGUAUACACAUCGACUGUUCCACCUCAUGCUGGGAAAAGUUGGAUAGAUAAGAGGCUACCAAACUGCAAGAUAUAUUUAAAUAAUGCAUUUGCUCUGGAUUCAGCAUGGAUACAUCCUGAGGAAUCAAGAAUCUUCCAGGGACAUGAGAAACCUCUUUUGAUGACAAAUCAAGUAGCUAUGGCUAUAUCUAGGCCAGCUACUGCCUCAAGGCCUCUUCCCACAGUGGUGUUAACACCUCAGCCUAUACCAGGUGGUUGCCAGAAUAGCCUUAAACAAGUUGGCAGUAAUCAGACAAUUGCAUUAGCUGCUGCAGCAGCAGCAGCUAUGGUGUCAGUAGAUUCAGAGGCACCUCAGGGACCAUCACCGACCAGCAUUCAACCUUGUCACGUGCUGACUGUUUCGCCCAUCAAGAUACCAGUUUUGACUUCACCUUUUCCAGGUGCUGCUUCUAGAAUGGAUGCCCAUAUGACUCCUUUGAUGCCAACUCAAGUCACCAGGGUAACUGCUGUAUCUACACCAGCUGUGACUUUCAUGGCAACCAAUUUGGUGGAUCAGACAUUAACAGAUAAUGGCAAAGAAUCAAAGAGAGCUUCCUGUCCACAGACCUUGAUUUUACACAGUCACAAGAAAACUAAGCCUACAGAGAAUGAUGACAAUAAGGAUCAUUCUUUAAAACUAGUAAAUGAAGAUGACAGAACAUCCAAUGGCAACAAGCCUGUGGCAUCUACUCCUGUUCCAGGAUCACCAUGGUGUGUAGUCUGGACUGGAGAUGACCGAGUCUUCUUCUUCAACCCUACAAUGCAGCUGUCAGUAUGGGAGAAACCAGUGGAUCUAAAGAAUCGCGGCGAUAUUAAUAGAAUUAUUGAAGAUCCACCUCAUAAACGCAAACUGGAAACUUCAGCAACAGAUAAGAGUGAUAGUUCUUGUCCAGAGGAUGUAAAUGAUGAGCACAGCACCAAAAUCAAGAGAAAUAAAACAGAAGAUUCCCAGAAUGCUGACCAGGAGAAGGUUGAAGUCGAAGAGAAAAAUGUGAAAACAUCAGCACAUCAGAUUGUGCUUCCUUUAGAGGAGCGCAUUACCCAUUUCCGAGAUAUGCUUCUGGAGAGAGGGGUCUCAGCAUUUUCUACUUGGGAAAAAGAGUUACACAAAAUAGUAUUUGACCCACGCUACCUUCUACUGAACUCUGAAGAACGUAAACAGAUAUUUGAGCAGUUUGUCAAGACAAGGAUGAAAGAAGAGUACAAAGAAAGGAAAAAUAAAUUAUUGCUAGCCAAAGAAGAAUUUAAAAAACUUCUAGAGGAGUCCAAAUUAUCACCGAGAACAACAUUUAAAGAAUUUGCAGAGAAACAUGGCAGAGAUCAGCGGUUUCGACUUGUUCAGAAAAAGAAAGACCAAGAGCAUUUUUUCAACCAGUUCAUACUUAUUCUUAAAAAGAGAGACAAAGAAAACAGAAUAAGGCUCCGGAAAAUGAGAUAAAAAUUCUGGAAAUCUGCAAUAAGCACACAAGUCAAUACUGUGACUGGUGGAGAAAAUAAAAGGAAGAAGCAUUUUUUGUCUUUUUUUGGUUAAAGGUCCAACAACGUAAAGAAGAACCAGAUAUCCUGGAGAAAAACAUUUUCAUAUUGAAGUUCAGUGAACACAAGUUAAAUGUAUUAAGGUUGCUCUGCAGAAAUCUGUAGGAUAUUUAGUUCUCAAAGAAUUAAUGUUUCAUAUUGAAGCUCUCUUUUGUAUAACAUUCAGAGUUUGAUGCAUUUCUAAUUGCCAUGAUAUGUCAAUCCCUUAAUUGUUUUAAUUAUGCAAAUCACUUGUAAUAUACACAAAUUAUAAAUCCAAUGAAGAUUUGUAAUUAAGCAGAAACAGAUGUCAUCCAUAACAAUCUCAAGAUAUUGUCAUCAUUUAAGGGAAUUAUCUAAAGCAAAUUUUUGGCAACUUUAUGCAUUAACAUACAUUGUUUAGAAAUACAGUGGUAUUAAGGAAUUCAUUACUCUAUGUUCAUAUGUCUAUGUCUAGUUUUCUGAGUAAAAGUAACACAGUAUUAAUUGUUGAUCAUAGUGCAAAAGUGUGAAAUUAUUGAUAUAUGUUCCACAGAAAAACUUCUAAAUUUAAAAAAUGGCUUUCUAAUUACUGUGACUGGUGCUUUCAGACACAGAGAUAAGAGCAACAUUUCUCAUAAAAGUUACUAUAAAAAUUAUUUUGUAAAACCAUAUUAAUAUUUGAGUUAUUUUUAUUGUAUGCAAGUUUGCAUGAUAUUUUUUCUCAUCCUAUUUGUAUACACAAAUAUUCUAACUUUUUUUAAUUAAUAAAUAUUUUAAGCCAAUUAACUUUCAGCUUUUAGUUUCUAACAUUUGGAAAAUUUAAACAGAAUGACACAAUUCUGACAGAAUUUAUUUUAAACUAAUACAUAUUUGAGGAAUUUAUAUAUAAACUUCCAACACUAUCAACAGGAGAUACAAGCAUGUCGAAGACAAAAAAAGACCUUGUGAUAACGAAAAUCACAUAAAUCAGAUAGCAUAUAUCAGCAGAACUCCAAAUUUCCAUUUUAUGCUGGCUUUAUGCAUUCUUUACAAACAUUGUGAGUUAAAAUAUACCAAAUCUAAUUGGAUUACUUUUUAUUAUGACCGGAUGCUUUGUAGGUUUCCUUUUUUUUCCUACUAGUAGUUUGGAAUUUUCUCCAAGUAAUGGUAAGUUUUCUUUAGGUCUGUGCCACGUUUCUUAAACAAUAAAAAUAAAACAUUAAAGUGUAAAUAAUAGCCCCAAAGAAAUUUGAAUAGACAUUUAAAAUGAAACCUGAACUUUUUAAUAUAUGUGGAACUUCAGUGAGCUAAGUUUUUAACCAAUGUGUUAAUCACUUGCUAUUCUGGGUUUUUAUUUCUUUGGGGUAUAUAUAUUUUAUCCUUAUUUGUUCUUUUAACUUUCCUUAAGUUUGGUUUUGGGAAUGUAUCUAAUAAAUCGUAUGCAACUGAGCAGCAUGCAACAAGUGGAAGAUUUAAUCUUGCUGCCAUUGAAUAGCAAAAUCCUCAUUUAUUCCCAUAAGAGGAGGAUCUUGCUGAAAAUUCCUACAGGUAUUGAACACCAUCACUUCAGAUCUUCAAGAAAGUGAGGAUUUAAUACUUUCAGAACAGAGCUGGAGUCCAGGACAACAGGCGAUGAUCCUUACUUUGUGAUUUAUCACAGAUAGACCAACUGUAUAAAAAUGAUCUAUGUAACUAUAUAUGUACCCUGGGGCUUUAUAACAACCCAUUCUGCUCUAGCUUUGCUUUGAUAGGCAUCCUGAUGUCAUCCAAAAACCCUGAUGUGCAUUUAACUGUGUGUUGCUCAGAGUUACAUGUGAAGUAUCUUGCCUAGAGAGCUGAAGUUCACUUGUAAAUAUUGUGUGACUGUACAGUACCAACCACUAGAAGUGCACACGUCUUAUAGGUUCUUAUAGGUUGUGAGGUUUCCCACUGAAACUAAAGGGAAAUGCAUGGAAAUAAUGAGGCCUCAUUUACUGAGAGAGAGACUACCCUACUUCCAGUGAUUUGCACUUGUGUUGCCUUAUGUUUAAAAUGUAUGUGCAUAUCUAUAUCCUAUGUUGCCCUCACCUUUCCAAUAUAAAUAAAAUGAUUUCUUGAUUUUUUUUAAGAAUACUUUUAAUUUAAACAUUUUUCGGCUUUCUUGGAAACACUUAAUACCACCCCACUGUGCUAGUUGGUGAUGAUAAGAAUUAGAAUCAAUCUCAUUCUCUUGGGGAAGUGGAAUGAAAAGCAAAAAUUAAGAACUGUAAAUUACAAGUAUUUUCAUUGCUGUGGUACUUUUGUACAAAUAAGCGCCGGAGGUCAGUUUUUUCUCUGUUCUGGCAUUCUUCGUCUGGUGAAACACUUUUAAAAUUGAUGUAGUUCUAGAUUUACAAUGUUGUAU
Molecule: messenger RNA, 4056 nt
Organism: Gavialis gangeticus (Gharial)
Lineage: Eukaryota; Metazoa; Chordata; Crocodylia; Gavialidae
Gene: TCERG1L
Product: transcription elongation regulator 1 like
Exons: 13
Coding region: 1-1635 (544 amino acids)
Cellular component (GO): nucleus
Molecular function (GO): RNA polymerase binding; transcription coregulator activity
Source: RefSeq, a predicted model, not a curated record